GGUACGAAACUACAUCAGACCCCGAUUUGACAAAAACCUAACUUUAGAUUUGACAAAAACAUAACUCGAAGGGUCUCCAAGAGAAAACAAUGUCACUGACCACAAAAGAAAUAGGACAUGUCAUGAACCUGCUACGGGAGGAUACAGUUAGCACAACCACUUUUGACAGCCUCGGUUCUGCAUUACAACGUCUUGGAUUCAACAAGCAUGAUCAUUUUCGGGUUGGAUCAUCUAUUGUUCUGUUACUACAAAAUCGAGAUCUACUUCCUGGUCCAAAUCAGCGACUUGCCGCAAUAUAUUUGCUUUAUGAUAUGUACAAAGCGGAACCAGUUGCUUCAAACCCUUUUGCUACAGUUUUCGUACACUUGCUGCAAAACACACAAAAUUUGACAAUUUCUCAUGAAAUACCUGCAAUGGGCAAACUCCCUCCAUUGUCAAGUUCUGAAAAAGCAUUUUUGUCGCAGCUGAUAUCAUUACCAAAUAAGGACUUAGUUAAACGUACACCUAAGCAAGUAUUGUUCUCAGAGGGUGAAAAUACUUCUCACCCACAAAAAUCUGUUUAUGAUGUUAGCGGUUUGCAACUUUCUUUAGUGGAGCGGCAAUCCCAACUCCCAGUGCUAAACAAAACUGGUAUACCUUGUGUGAUGCCCCACCCUGAACCUCCCAAUAUGCAAAAAGCCGAUCCGCCAUCGGAUUCAAAGCCUGUUCAGCAACAGGUCCUUGAAAGUUUGUUAUCUGGUAAAUCAGCACCAAUGACAGAAAACAUAAGACCAACCUUUGUGCGACCCAUUCCACUUUUACAUCCUCCAGAUAAUGAAUUGGUCUGGAUGAACCCAACUCUGCCUGCACGUCAUAAAUUCCUCUGGGACAGUCAAAUGACAAAAAAUACAAACAAAGCAGGUGAAGUAAGAAAAUUGAUGACAAAAGCGUUUAAAAAUCCUUUAACGAAUGGUCAACAACAACAACUUCUUGCGCAAUUAAACGAUGAUUCCAAGUUGGUCUAUCAUGUGGGUUUGACUCCAGCCAAACUACCAGACUUGGUUGAAAACAAUCCACUUGUUGCCAUUGAGGUUCUGUUGAUGUUAAUGCAAUCUAGCCAAAUAACGGAAUAUUUUUCAGUUCUUGUGAACAUGGAGAUGUCUCUACAUUCAAUGGAAGUCGUUAACAGACUAACCACAGCAGUGGAAUUGCCAACUGAAUUUAUUCAUUUAUAUAUUUCUAAUUGCAUAUCAACAUGUGAAACGAUUAAGGAUAAAUACAUGCAAAACAGAUUAGUUCGCUUAGUCUGUGUAUUUCUGCAAUCACUGAUACGGAAUCGCAUUAUAAAUGUCAAAGACUUGUUCAUAGAAGUGCAAGCAUUUUGUAUAGAGUUUAGUCGCAUAAGAGAAGCGGCUGGACUAUUUCGCUUGCUGAAGCAAUUGGACACUGCAGAAGCAGAGGCUGCUAAAAAAUAAUGUUUUUACAUAUGAAAUCAAUAUAAAAUUUUCAGUGAUGCCACGUCAUCAAAUAAACUCUCAGAAUUGUGCAA
This is a messenger RNA of Styela clava, 1528 nucleotides long. RefSeq names its product CCR4-NOT transcription complex subunit 11-like. Lineage: Eukaryota; Metazoa; Chordata; Ascidiacea; Stolidobranchia; Styelidae. The record is from RefSeq and is a predicted model, not a curated record. Gene Ontology annotation, cellular component: CCR4-NOT complex.